Populus trichocarpa (black cottonwood) is the source of this 1161-nucleotide messenger RNA. Its product is annotated as 2-Cys peroxiredoxin BAS1, chloroplastic. Gene Ontology annotation, molecular function: thioredoxin peroxidase activity. The transcript is spliced from 7 exons. Gene Ontology annotation, biological process: cell redox homeostasis; hydrogen peroxide catabolic process; response to oxidative stress. The record is from RefSeq and is a predicted model, not a curated record. The coding region runs from base 151 to 960 and encodes 269 amino acids. Lineage: Eukaryota; Viridiplantae; Streptophyta; Magnoliopsida; Malpighiales; Salicaceae.
GUCCAUUGACUCCUACUACACUAGUUUUAGUUUUAUCUUAUCACUCGCCAUUUCUCAACCUUAUACUUGCUCUACCCACACCAACCACUACUGUUCAUCACACCAAGAGAAGGAACACUCUACCUGCUUCUCCCCCCCUCCCCCAAGAAUAUGGCCUGCUCAGCUACCUCCACCACUCUCAUCUCCUCUAUCGCCGCCGCCGCCACCGCCACCACCACCAAAUCCAUGGCCUUUCCUAUCUCUAAAAACAUAACUCUCCCCAACUCAUUUUUUGGCACUCGCAAAUCCUUCCAAUCUCGCGUCCCUCGUUCCAUUUCCUUGACUCGUGGCUCUCAUUCUAGAAGCACCUUCGUUGUCAAAGCCUCUAGCGAACUUCCAUUGGUCGGAAACAUAGCACCGGAUUUCGAGGCGGAGGCUGUCUUCGAUCAAGAGUUCAUUAAUGUUAAACUGUCUGAUUAUAUUGGGAAGAAAUAUGUGAUUCUAUUUUUCUAUCCAUUGGACUUCACAUUUGUUUGUCCCACAGAAAUCACUGCUUUUAGUGACCGUCAUGAGGAAUUUGAGCAGAUAAACACAGAAGUGUUGGGUGUUUCAAUCGACAGUGUGUUCUCGCACCUUGCCUGGGUCCAAACAGAUAGAAAGUCUGGUGGGCUUGGAGAUUUGAAGUAUCCUUUGAUUUCUGAUGUCACCAAAUCCAUUUCAAAAUCUUAUGGAGUGCUAAUUCCUGAUCAGGGAGUUGCUCUGAGAGGACUUUUCAUCAUUGAUAAAGAAGGAGUCAUCCAACAUUCCACCAUUAACAACCUUGCCAUUGGGCGUAGUGUUGACGAGACGAAGAGGACACUCCAGGCCUUGCAGUAUGUGCAAGAAAAUCCAGAUGAAGUUUGCCCAGCUGGGUGGAAGCCUGGUGAGAAGUCCAUGAAGCCUGAUCCAAAGCUGAGCAAGGAUUACUUUGCUGCCAUAUAGAGGGGCCAGCAUUGCAUUGCAUUGCGAAUCUCAUAUCACUGCGAAUUAGGGAGGUGUGAACAAGUUUUAUUUAUCAUGUAAUGUCUCUUUAGACAUGCGAUUUUUGAGCAGCAAUUUCUGGAAUAAGUGCUCUAGACAGGAAGCUCUCUCUUUUUUUUUCUUGUAAUGGAAUGAUGUUGCAAAAACAAUGUCUUCAUGUCA